This is a messenger RNA of Peronospora farinosa, 387 nucleotides long. NCBI's taxonomy places the organism in Eukaryota, Oomycota, Peronosporomycetes, Peronosporales, Peronosporaceae. The record is from the annotation of a GenBank genome assembly.
AUGUCAGAAUACUUUUUUACUACAGUGUUAACGUAUCACGAACAGAUUUUGAUCCCAAGCGCCAAUAACAUCGACAACGCCACCGACACGGCACAGGCGCCGCCAGCCACCGGUCACGAAAGGGCCGUGACGGCGCCUGCCAUGGUCGUUGACCCGCCAACCCACGGAAGGGGCGAGGACGUAGACGAGAGGAUUCUCAAGAUGCUGAUGGGACUCGAAGGCCGCAUGGAGCGCAUGGAGUCGUCCCAGAUGCAGAUUGACGAAAACGAACGACUCCGAGGAGCUAUCGAGAGUGGACUUUUUACCUCUCUGCUCGGUCGCAACAUGGGCAACGCUGGCCCAUUGAACCUGGACGCACUUGGGAACUCGCCCAGAGGCGACAAGUAG